GAAACGGAUAAGCUCUGGCAGGCGAGGAAACAUUGCUUCUGGGCCGCUCAGAGCUAUACACCCGGGAAGUCGCUGAUGGCCACGGAUGUUGCGGUGCCCAUCUCACGCCUAGCUGAGUGCAUCGAUGCAACGAAGAAGGAGCUAGACGCCUCCUUUCUGUUCUGUCCGAUUGUGGGCCAUGUGGGAGAUGGGAACUUCCAUGUUGUCAUCAUGUUCGACUCAAACGAUCCGCGUGAGACAGCGGAGGCACACAAGCUCAAUGAGCAAAUGGUAUGCAAAGCAAUUAUCUAG
Messenger RNA from Sphaeroforma arctica JP610, 291 nucleotides. RefSeq lists its product as hypothetical. Gene Ontology annotation, biological process: lactate catabolic process. The record is from RefSeq and is a predicted model, not a curated record. Gene Ontology annotation, cellular component: mitochondrion. Lineage: Eukaryota; Ichthyosporea; Ichthyophonida. Gene Ontology annotation, molecular function: D-lactate dehydrogenase (cytochrome) activity; D-lactate dehydrogenase (NAD+) activity; flavin adenine dinucleotide binding. The transcript is spliced from 3 exons. The annotation marks the transcript as partial.